Theobroma umbraticum is the source of this 2988-nucleotide messenger RNA. Its product is annotated as putative disease resistance protein At1g50180. Gene Ontology annotation, biological process: defense response to other organism. NCBI's taxonomy places the organism in Eukaryota, Viridiplantae, Streptophyta, Magnoliopsida, Malvales, Malvaceae. The record is from RefSeq and is a predicted model, not a curated record. Gene Ontology annotation, molecular function: ADP binding.
AUGGCAGAUGCUAUUGUGUCCUUAGCUAUUAAAGAAUCGGAUUUACUCAUUCGUGAAGCUGUUUUCCUGCGUGGAGUUCGUGAGGAAGUGGAGGGCCUCAAGGCUGAACUGGAGCGGAUGAAGACCUCCUUGGAGGAUGCAGACAGUAGGCAAGAUCAAAAUAAGCUUAGCCGCACUUUGGUGAGACAAAUCAGAGAUCUUGCUUAUGAAGCAGAAGAUGUUAUUGACGGUUUCAUUCUUCAAGUCUCACAUCAAGGAGGCUUUCACGGAAUCAUCAAGAGAUUCACCAAGCCUUUUCAUCUGCACAAAAUCGGGGUGAAGGUCAAAGCAAUCCAGACCAAGCUCGAAAGCAUUUCCAAGAGUCUUCCAGCUUAUGAUCGGAUAUCUGGAACAGAGGGGUCUAGCUCUGUUUUCGAGAUGCAGCAACGGUUUAGGAGAACAUAUACACAUGUUGAGGAAGAGGAUGUGGUUAGCUUGGAGGAUACCACGAAAGAGGUUUUGGCUCAGUUGAUGACAGAAGAAGAUAGACUUCAUGCCGUUGUUUCUAUAGUCGGCAUGGGGGGCAUAGGUAAGACCACUCUGGCAAAAAAGGUUUAUAAGCACGAUGAUGUGAAAGGAUAUUUUGAUUGUUGUGCUUGGGCUUUUAUAUCUCAACAAUGUAUGCCAAGAGAAGUUUGCCAUGAUCUCCUCUUACAACUUCUCUCUCCUUCUAAAGAAGAAAGGGAGCUAAUCGAUAAACUGAAAGAGAAUGAGUUGGUGAAAAGGCUUUAUGAUGUCUUGAAAGAAAAACGGUAUUUGGUGGUUCUUGAUGAUAUCUGGAGAAGUGAAGAUUGGGACAAUUUUAAACCAGCUUUUCCACGAGGGAAAAAAGGGAGCAAAAUUUUAUUUACAACACGCCACAAGGAAUUGGCAUUACAUGCCGAUCCUUGCAACUCCCCAGUUGAGGUUCAAUUUCUUACCGAUGAUGAAGGCUGGAAGCUUUUUAAAAUGAAAGCAUUCCCAGGAAAGAAGACAGAGUUUCAUGCUUGCCCAGAAGAAUUGGAGAUGCUAGGAAGAGAGAUGGUGAAAAAAUGUGGAGGUUUACCUUUGGCAAUUGCUGUUUUAGGAGGCUUGCUAGCAACAAAAAAGUCACCAGCCCAGUGGGAGAUGGUUCACAGAAACAUUAAUGCACACUUAAACAAGUUCCAACAAGAAGAUCAUCGCUAUGGUGGAGUGAAUGGGAUUUUGGCUCUAAGUUAUAAUGAGUUACCCUUUCAUUUAAAACCAUGCUUCUUAUAUUUUGGGCAUUAUCCAGAAGAUUGGGAGAUCUCAAAAAGAGAACUGAUUCGAUUAUGGAUUGCUGAAGGCUUCAUUUCGCCAUCAUGGAACAGCAGGGAAAUGUUGAUGGAGGAUGUAGCUGAACAAUUCCUGGAACAGCUAAUAAGUAGAUGUUUGGUUCAAGUCGGUAAGAGAGACCAUACAGGAACAGGUGUGAAAACAUGCCACGUACAUGAUCUCUUGAGGGACUUGUGUGUGAAAAAAGCUCAAGAGGAGAAUUUCUUGGAAAUUAUUCAGCCAUCAUUGAACGAAAGCGAUGGUAAUUCUCGUCAUGUGACUUUGACAGCAUCUAUGGCACGAAGAAUUGCUAUUCAUCCUAGCAAAAGGUAUGUUUCAUUGAAAGUAAAACAUCCAAAUUUACGCACUCUUUUGCUCUUUCAAAACGAAGAAUUGAUAAAAUUGCACAUUUCAAAAUGCAAUGAUUUCAAAUUCUUAAGGGUGCUGAAUCUUGCGAGAUAUGAUAUGUUGGACAAAUGGCAUGUGUCAAGUGCAAUUGGUAAUCUACAUCAUCUGAGGUAUUUGAGGUUAGAAUCUGGUGGAGGCAUCAUCAUAUUGCCACGGUCUAUUGGCAAGUUGAAGAAUUUACACACUUUAUACUUCCCGGAUAAUGCACCAAGAAUUCCUAAUGUUUUAUUCAAGUUGAGACACUUAAGGCAUAUUGUAGCAGGCGGUCGAUUUGAUUAUGUGCCUUUGUUGCUGGGGGAUACUUUAAAAAAUAUUGAAACUCUAAAGUACAUAAGGAGCAAGAGUUUAAUUGAAAAUAAUGCGGUGCUCGACUUGACUAAUAUUGGGAGUUUGGGAAUAAUGUUUGAGAGAUCAAAAGAUGUGGAGCCUAUCCUAAAAGCACUGAUUAUAUCACGACGCUGUGGGUCAUUGCACAUGUGGUUAAGGGAUUCAAUCCCAUACCCAGACUUGGAACCCCUUUCUCAUUGCCAUCACCUAUCAAAACUAUCGUUAAGAGGGAAGAUAAGAGAAGAUCCACAUUCGAGCCAUCAUAGUUUGAGAUAUCUGCCAGCAAACAUUGUCAAGUUGACUUUGUGGGAUUGUGAAAUGAAGCAGGAUCCAAUGGCUGUAUUGGGAAAACUGCCUCGUUUGAGGACUCUCUGCUUAUGGGUGUGCUCAUAUACAGGGACUAAAAUAGUUUGCUCUGCCAACGAGUUUCUUCAACUUGAUUGUCUUGAAAUUUGGGGUUUAAAAGAUUUAGAAGAGUGGCAAAUAGAAGAAGGCGCAAUGCCACGUCUCCGGAGUUUAAAGCUGGACGUGCUUUCAAAUUUGAGGAGUUUUCCAGAAGGGUUGAGGUAUAUUACUGCUCUCCAAGAAAUGAAAUUAUGGGGAAUGGAGAGGUCAUUGGUAAAGAGGAUUCUAGUGAUAGAUGGAAGAGAAGGAGAGGAUUUCUCUAAAGUGCGCCACAUACCCUCCAUCCAAAUAACGGGUAUGGAGUAAGAUUGAAACCUCUAAUUUUGCAAUUUCAAAUCGUCAAGCCAAAGUAGUUGGAGGUAAAUCUAAUUGGCUCAGUAAUGUACCAUGCCAAUAAGAGCAACAUGGGGCAUCACCUGGAUUUGCUUUUCGAUUGUUUGAAAGUUUAAUUUGUAUUUCUAGAAAUGAAUUGCUGUGAGUUUGAAUGAACCAAUUGUUAAUUAAUUUUAGAUUUUCGUGAGUGAAGAUUAUCCA